AUGCAAAAACAAAUAUAUAAAAAAGCCAUAGAAGGCUUUUCUAUAUUAUUUUUAAUGAAAGUUUUUUCCAGAGUAAUUGAUUUUUUACUAAAUAUUCUCGUAAUAAGAGAAUUAGAUCCAUAAAUAUAUGGUUUAACUAUUCAUUAUAUGAUAAUAACUAAUGUAGUAUUAUUUUAUUCAAAAAACUGUUUAAAAAAUUCUUAUUAAAAACGGGGUAUUAAAAACAUAAAUAAUAUACUUUUUGCUUCUGCAUAAAAUCUAAUGAUUUUUGGUCUUUAUUUUACAAUAAUAAUUGGAUUCAUUACUUUAUGUUUUUGGAAUUACUAUUAUACUUAAUAUGAUAGUAAUUUUAUAUAUGGAGCUAUUUUUUGCGUUUUGGGAUGUAUUUUUGAUUGUAUGUGUGAACCGUUAUUAAGUAAAUAUAUAUUGAAUUUCGAAUAUUCUAUAAGUGCGAAAUCUGAAGCUUUUUCUUUUUUCGGAAAAACACUUAUAUUAUUUUUUUUAACUAAAUUUAAUUUUUUUCAUACAUUAAUUAAUUUUGGGAUUUCUUAAAUGGUUUAAGGUUUCAUUAUGUUGUUUUUUUGUAUAUAUUUUACCGGUGAAAAUAUGCAUUUGUUUCCUAAAAAGUUAGAAGGUCAGAACUAUUAUAUAAUCCCAGAAAUGAAAGAAAUGGGAUAUUAAUUUACUCUUUUAUCUUUCUUUAGAAUGAUUUCCUAAGAACUUGAAAAAUUCGUGCUUAUAUUAUUAAAUAAAUAAACCUAAACCUAAAUAAAUUCAGAAUAUUUAAUUGUAUCAAAUAUAGGAUCUAUUGUUCCUAGAUAUAUAUAUGCUCCUACAGAAGAUAUUUGUUUUAAUUUAUUUUCAAAACUUUCCAAUAAACAUAUCGAAGAAGAUAAUAAUGAAAAAGAUUAUUCAAAACUUAACUUAAAUAAUAACAGUGCUACUACUAUUAAUCGUAAAAUUAAUGUAGAUAAUGUUAAUUAAUAAUCUUUUUAAUAAUAAUAUUUUAUUUUGUAAACUAUAAUUAAACUUAUUAAUGUUUUGGGUUUAUUUUUUGUAUUUUUUGGAGUCCCGUAUGCCUCAGCUUUUCUAUAACUUAUGUAUGGUAAUAAAUGGAAUUAUGUUUCUUGUAUAUAGGCUUUAUAAUAUUUUUGUGUAAAGUUUAAAUAUAUUUUAAUUUUUUUUUUAUUGUUGUAUUUUAUUUUUUUAAAAAAACAGAUUUAUGAAUGGUUUAUGGGAAUAAAUGGAUUAUUAGAAGCGUUUGUAUAGGGAAGUAUUCAAUAAAAAGAAUUAUAAAUGUAUAAAUUUCUUGUUUUAAUUUCAACAUGUUUUUAUAUUAUUUGUUCUUUUAAUUUAAUUCAAUUUGGUUCUAAAGGAAUUAUUAUUUCAAGUAUUAUUAGUAUGAGUGUUAGAAUUUGCAUUUCUUCUUAUUAUGUAUUGAAUAAAAUAUUUUUAAAUAAUAAGAAAUAAUUUAGACUUUUUCUUAUUUCAACUUUACCUGAUUUUAAAUUAAUCUUUGGAUUCUUUUUCAGUAUUUUUUUAAGUAAUUUUUUUGUUUUUAGAUAAUUCUAAAACUAGGCUUUUAAAUAAAUUGUUUUAGGAGCAGGUUGA
Molecule: messenger RNA, 1611 nt
Organism: Ichthyophthirius multifiliis
Lineage: Eukaryota; Ciliophora; Oligohymenophorea; Hymenostomatida
Product: nuclear division rft1-like protein, putative
Exons: 4
Biological process (GO): glycolipid translocation; dolichol-linked oligosaccharide biosynthetic process
Cellular component (GO): endoplasmic reticulum membrane
Source: RefSeq, a predicted model, not a curated record